UGUAAGCCAUUUUCAGUAUUUUAUCAUGUGUUCAACAGACAACACCUAAAUUUUAAAACAUAGGCCUGUUUUAUUUUGGUUCUCACAUUAAACUCGUAGAUAAAGCUUAAAAAAAUUGGACCCGAAUCGUAAAAAACACUUAGCUAAAACAAUGAUGGGCAGACAGGAUGCGCAAAGCCGAGGAUCCAGGAGAUCCCUGGGAGGUCAAGGUUCACAGGGCCCACCCGUCUGCCAGGAGCCUGACCUGCUGAACACCUUUGUGGAGGAGCAACCCACCUUGUACCAGUGGAUGCGAUGGAGCAACUGCAAGACCCACAAGCCCCACCUGCAAGAAACGUACCCCACUAUUCUGCCACCGAUCUCCAAAUGCAGCGACGCCAAGACCUUGAAUUACAUAGAAGACGCCAUGUUGGCGAACAAAUGCGACCGACUCAACGAACACAAGGAGGACGUGCUGACCGUGUGGAACUACAGUCCCCAGAAGGAGACCUUGGGGUGGUAUGGCGUCGGAUCGGAGCACCCCACUCCGCAGGCUGCCUUCUUCGACAGAGCCCUGCAGAAGAGUUUAAAGGCGGCCAGUCUUCUUCCCAAACCGCCGAAGAAGUCGAACAUAAAACCCAAGUGGCAGAUAAAGCCGAAAACCCCGGAACCCGGGGCCUACGUCCUGAAUCGAAGGUGUCUGAAGGCCAAGUUGGACAAGAUGCCGAACGUUAGGCGCCAACUGAAGCCUAGCAACGCCUUCUCCUGGCUUCACUGCCCGCAGGCAGCGGAUGCGGAGCAUCCGUUCGAAGAUAACGCCGGAUUCCCGGCGAUCAGCAGGGAGCAAGCGAUGGACAUGGCCAAGCCGGAGAAGCCUCCGAAGCAUGGUUUGAGACGCAAGCACUGGUACUGCCCCCAAUGUGGCGAGGCUGAGAACAAGUGCACCGACUACGAGUGGGCCAAGUUCAAGCUGGACUCGAGGCCCUAUGAUGAGGCCUUCCAGCGGGAGAUGGCUGCCCGCCAUGCGGCCAGAGCAGCCGAGCCACGCAACUACGAGGAGCUGUACAAAUCUCUGGUGACCUGUUUCGUUCAGGAUCCGAAUGGGAAGAAUGAUCUCUGCGAGGCGCUGGAGAAGUGCUGCAAGGAUCCCAAGGAUCCACCGGCCCAGGGAUGCGGCGAGUUCGUUCCGGAUGGCCCCGGAGGAGAUGGUGAGUCGGGAGAUGGUAAAGAUAAGAACAAAGACAAGGACAAAAAAGAGAAGGAGGAUAAUGACAAAGACAAAGAGAACGAGAACGACAAAAAGAAUAAGGGAGAUGGUGACAAAGACGGUGAUAGGGGUAAAGGGGAUAAGGAUGGUGAUAAAGGGGAUGGCGAUAAGGGCGAGGGGGACAAGGGGGAUGGCACCAAUGACGGUAAGAAAGAUGGUGGCAAAAAUAAAAAGGAUAAUGAGAACGAUAAGAAAGAUAACAAAGAAAAGGAGACUGAAAUUGAUAAGAAAGGGGACAAAGAAAAAGACAAAGACAAGGACAAAGACAAGGACAAAGGUAAAGGCAAGGGCAAAAACAAGAAGACCGAGAACCCGGAACUCAGGUCAUCCGAAGAAGAUCGUCCUCUAGUUCCCCGAAGUACCGAUACCAUUCCCCCGAGCGAACACACGCCCAUUGGUGAUGGAGGUGGCUCUGAUUAUGUGGACAGCGAUAAAGACAACGAAAAGGAUAAAGACAAAAAGAAGGAUAAGGACAAGGACAAGGGCAAGGGAAAAGGGAGAAAGAAAAAGCCAAAGAAGGAUGAAGGGAACAAGGAUGGGGAUGGUGAGGCGAGCAAGGACUGUCCCUGCGAGAUCUGUUGUCCCCCGAAGGAGGAGGAUACUCCGCUGAUCAAAGAGAUGCGGCGGCGGGAUCGGGAGCGCCAGGUGCGGGACUAUCUCCGCCAGAUGCGGCACCGCCAGUAUAUGGAGUGCAAGGAUCCCGACUACCCGGCCCGUCAGCACAAGUGCGACCCCAUCCAGUGCAACAGCCUGUUCUGCAGCAAUCCCCGGCUGCAAACCCAUUACGCCAGGGUUCAGGCCGUUCAGCAACUGCAGGGGGUCCUGCGGCGAAGGAAUCGGCGCUACGAUGGCAAAAUAUCCAGUGAUCUGGACGAGCUUCUAUCGCGGCUGUGCAACCGCCUGACCCACAGUGUUAACCCUUGCGGAUGACCGUGUCCCCGCCUCGUGUUGUUGUGGUGACAUUUCAUGAGUCCAAGUCCGCAUUUGUAACUUGUGCCUGGAGUUGUGUAUUCGUGUUAACUAUGUCUUGCGCUGCCUUGAAGCGAUUUUAGUUGUGUCCUUUAAAUAAACUAGGAUCUCUAGCUGA
Messenger RNA from Drosophila suzukii, 2333 nucleotides. RefSeq lists its product as uncharacterized. The record is from RefSeq and is a predicted model, not a curated record. Lineage: Eukaryota; Metazoa; Arthropoda; Insecta; Diptera; Drosophilidae.